This is a messenger RNA of Callithrix jacchus (white-tufted-ear marmoset), 3306 nucleotides long. NCBI's taxonomy places the organism in Eukaryota, Metazoa, Chordata, Mammalia, Primates, Cebidae. The record is from RefSeq and is a predicted model, not a curated record.
AUGCAUCUGCUUUUUUUGAAAUAUGAUCGGAGUGAAAUACAAGAGUUAGUAACUACUGCACUAGUUAGCUGGUUGUCUACCAGAGAGGAUGGUCACUCUCGAGUAGACAUGCCAUGUGGAAUUAUGAGUCAAAUGAAUAACACAGGCUUCUCCACUGCAAUCCUGACUCCUGUGGACCCUACUGCCCUCUUAGACUAUAGAGAAGUCCAUCAGAUAAUAAGAGAGUUGGCUAUUGGAAUUUAUUGCUUAAAUCAAAUCCCUUCCAUCAGUUUAGAAGCUAAUUAUAAUCAGAGUUCUUCUUGUGGGUUACCUCCAGCUUAUUAUGAUACCAGAAUUGGGCAAAUUCUGAUCAACGUUGACUAUAUGCUGAAAGCACUAUGGCAUGGAAUAUACAUGCCCAAAGGAAAACGAGCUAGAUUCUCUGAAUUGUGGCGUACCAUCCUGGACAUUGAUCCUGAUGGAAAACCUCAAACAAAUAAGGACAUUUUUACAGAGUUUAGUUCAGCAGGUUUGACUGAUAUUACAAAGGAUCCAGACUUUAAUGGAAUCUAUGAUGAAGACAUUAAUGAAGAUCCAACAUAUGAUCCCAGUAGCCCAGAAGAAACAGCUGUAUUUAUGAAAUAUGCUGAAAAUAUUAUGCUAAAGUUAACAUUCAGUACCACACAAGUUCAACAGUAUGAACAUGUCUUUAUAUUUGAAACAGACUAUUGGCUUACUAAUACUAUAAGAUAUAAUUAAGAUUAUCUUGAUAUUUAUACCUACCAGAGACUACAGCAAAGAUUAUAUCUUCAAAAAAAGAUUAUUCAAAAACACUUUGAGAAGAAAGAAGAUAUCAGAAGAGGGAUAGGAUACCUAAAGUUAAUAUGUUUUCUGAUUCCAUUUCUACUGAGUUUAAAGAAGAAAAUGAAUGUUCCAUAUUUAAAUAGUCUGCUUUAGCCUUUUUCAGAUGACAAGGUCAAGACAGAGCGAGAAUUGCCUCCAUUUAUUUAUGGAAGAGAUUUUAAAUGCCAGAAUUUUCACUACAAAGAAAAUAAAUAUUUUCAUGUUCACAGAGGAAUUGAAUUUGAUAUCAGCAUUCCUUCAAUUGAAAAUGCUUUGGAAGAUUUUCAGGUUUAAAUGAUCAUUCCUUAGACAGUUUGUCAUUUCACAACUCUUUUAUCCUGUUCUUCAACCAAAAAGAGCCUCUGUUGAUAGAGGCACUAAACAGCUCUCCAGAUGACUAUUCUUACAACUCACUCACUCAUUCAUGUAUUAUUUUAACAUAAAUGAAUUAAGUACAGUUAUAUGUAACGUACUGUGUUCGAUAUCUGAGAUAAAAUUAUAAAUAAGCUAGGUACAGCUAUGAUCCUCACAGAAUUUAGACUUCUAAUAGACCAUAUUUGCCCUAGAAUAGGUAACCAAAGAGUGCGGUAGAAAUCUCUAGACACUCAUUCUUCCAUUUUUUCUCAAAGAAUUAGGAUUAGAACAGAGAUCCUCUAAAGUUAGAGAAUAGUAAUUCUUCACCUGGAAUUUAGUGUAAACAUUCUACUUUUCAUUUGUUAUUGCUUUUCCACCUUCUGUAUACUAUAGGUUUUCCUUUUUAUAUUUUUUUCCUCAUUCUCAAAGUAAGGAUUAGAUACAUGCAGCUGCUAUCAGGGUCUUCUGGAAUAGUAAAUUUAAAAUUUGUCUUUUACAUAUAUGCCAUUUCAUACAAAUAAUUCUUAUAAUUUUUUAGAUGUGUUUAAAGAUAUGUCUUUAGUAACCUAACUCAUAUUUUAGAAAAAUUUAGAAAAGAUACGAGAUUGUGCUGCUAAUACAUUUAUAGAAGAUUCAGGAUCCGAAGAAUAUUACUCAAUACCAGUCAUGGAAUUUUAUGGAAAAAGAUGGAGUCCCAUCUGUCACCCAGGCUGGAGUACAGUGACACAAUCUCGGCUCACCACAACCUCCACUUCCUGGGUUCAAGCAAUUCUCCUGCCUCAGCCUUCCGAGUAGCUGAGAUUACAGGCACGCACCACCAUGCCCGGCUAAUUUUUUAUUUUCAGUAAAGAUGGUUUCACCAUAUUGGUCAGGCUAGUUUCGAACUCCUCAUCUCAGGUGAUCUGCCCACCUUGGCCUCCCAAAGUGCUGGGAUUACAGGCAUGAGCCAUUGCACCUGACCCAUUUGUUUGUUUUUAAGGCAUGCAAACAGUUGAGAGGAUAGGACCAAGUCUGAAACUUUGGAGAAUAGUAACUGUUAAAGAGGGUAGGGAGAAGUAGAGGAGAGAGAACAAAGGAGACUGAGAGGGAAUGAUACAGGUAGAGGAGGAACAAGAGCAUAUGAUAGCAUAAGGCUGAGGUGGGAGGAUCACUUGAGGCCAAGAGUUCAAGUCUGCAGUGUGCUGUGAUCAUGGCUGUGAAUAGCUAUUGCACUCUGGACUGGGCACCAUAGCAAGACCCCAUUUCUUAAAUAAUAAUAAAAAGAGAGUGAGUAUGAAAGCCAAAUUUCAGAAUAUAGAAAUAGUAAAAAAAGCAUCAAAUGCAACACAGAAUAGGGCCAAGUCACUUUAAUCUUGGAGAGAGCCCUCUAAAUUUAGCUGACUUGCUAAGAGAAUUUUAGUGGAGUUUUGGUUAAAGGAGGCUAUUUUCAGCAAGUUGAAGUGUUAAGUACAGUAGAGUUAUAAGUCAUAAAAAAGUAAAGAAAAGACUGAAUUUCUUUCAAGAUACAUGUGAGUGAGAAGAAUAAGAGAAAUAAGGCAGAGAGAGUAGUGGGAUAAAGGAGGAAAGGGGGAAUCUUUCUACUGAAUUACUCUCAGGAUACACGUCAUAUUGAAGCUGAAGUCAAAGACUAUGAGGCUAAUGACCUCCAUGAUUUUGAAGGGAACCAAGUAGCAGAUCUCAUGCCUCUGGAAUGGACAGGUGAUGUGUACUCCCUGGAGGAAGAAUCUCUUGCCCAGGGUCCCAGCACCUGUUUACAUACUCCACAUACAAUCCUUGCCAAACUAAAUAGUUUCCUUGAGUCACUUUUCAAUAAACCUUUAUUCUUCUAUCAGGCUUCUGGGGCACCAGUGAUCCUGGGAAUUCAGGGAAGCAGCUGGGACAGAAGCUGUACUUGGUACUACGUGAUCUAUUUUGAACUUGAAACUUUCUAUCAGCAAAUAUAUAAGACACAGUGGUGGCGAGCCAUAAAUGAAAUAGUGAACAAUCUGAGACUGAAAAUACUUCCACUGACAUGCUCAAUUACGUGAACAAUUUAAGAAAAAAUUUGGUUUCAAAAAAGCUAUGAAAUGCAAGGUACUUCAGUGACUACCACAUAAUAAAGUAUAUGAAGUUAUGUAUUAUUGAUAAGUA